UUAGAUUUAAUAAAAAUGGUGUGAUAUCUAUUCACUGCAAGAACGCUAACGCAAUGUGAUCUUGGAACACACUCUAUUGGGUAAUGUAACUAGAUGGUACCGUAUUGAUAAAAAGGCAUCAGUAUCUGGAAUGGGAUCGAAUUGGUAACUAGAAUCACAUCGUAUUGGUAACUGGAUACACAUCGUAUUGGUAACUGGAUACAGAUCGUAUUGGUAACCGGAUACAGAUCGUAUCGGUAACUGGAUACAGAUCGUAUCGGUAACUAGAAUAAGAUCGUAUUGGUAACUGGAAUCACAUCGUAACUGGAUACAGAUCUUAUUGGUAACUGGAUACAGAUCUUAUUGGUAACUAGAAUCACAUCGUACUGGUAAUUAGAAUCACAUCGUAUCGGUAACUGGAUACAGACCGUAUCAGAUAGUACUGGUAACUAGAAUCAGAUCGUAUUGGUAACUGGAAUCGCAUUGGUAACUGGAAUCACAUUGUUAAUCGGAAUCGCAUUGUUAACAAUCUUGUAACGGGAGAGCAACCUAUGAAAUUAAUCAAGUCGUGUGUUCGUCAAGACGUACCUUGAUAAAGAUGAGAGGUAUCCUCGUCGAAAUGUCACUUAGUAUUAAACUCAGUAAUUGUGUAUCUAUAAAAUUGUACCCUGUGUUAAUAUAUUCAAUUACUAAAUGCCAAUCAAAGACGAAACAAGUACCUGAUCUACCUCAACUAACAGUUAUGGAGAAUAGUGGAGUUUAAUCACACACAACUGUCUGACACUGUGACGAUUAGUGGUUGCCGUUUGACGACCUUCUUGAAAUGCAGGAUGUUAAAUUUGUAGAAUACAAUACCGUGAUGUUGAAUUACAGAACCAGCUUACGUAAUUGUUCAAAAUCAAACGUUUAACAAUAUGAUGUGUGACCACACAGGAAUGUAACGUUUAUAACCCGCAACAUUUUCUAACCAACAGAAGAUUAUUGUAGGAUUACCGAUGACUUUCCAGCUUACGUAAUGGUUUAAAAUCAUAUUUAAAAAUGUUUAAUAAUUACAGUGAUGUGUGACCAGAAAGUGUGAACAACGAUUCGAUUAUUUUACUAAAUAACAAAUGACCAGUGUAAUGAUGACCAGUUAAAGAGGAAAAGACAUUCCUCCAACUUCAGAAUGAGGUGUUUCAGAAAAUGUGAACACUGCAUACCUGAUUCGAUAUAUCCAUAUAUAUUAGUUUUAAUAACAAUAUUAGUUUAUAUACCAGUAGCCGGACUCGUACAAAGUUUCGGAAUUUUUCUGGAACAACUGAACGAGGAAUUUUGUCCGAAUGACUGUGUUCAACUUUUAGCAUGGGUAGGGGCUCUAGCUCUAGGAUUAAACAGGAUAUUUUGUUGGGUCACCGUCAUUCUACAGCGAUUCAUAUCCUCAUUUAUUCUCUUCUUAUCUGGUGUGUUGCUUUGUUCAUCCGGUCUCUUUAUAUCUUCCUACUUCCAACACAUCGGCUGGAUGUUCUUGACUUAUUGUAUAGCGUUUGGUAUUGGAUCCAGCCUCGUUAUGAAUUCUCCAUACAGCCUGAUAGAAUACCAUUUCCCGCCAUCCCAUCGUUACCACCUCCUAGCAACCAGUAUCAUGAACGUCGGAGCUCCAUUGGGUUCGUUUAUAAUGAAUCCUAUAGCCGCGUAUUUUGACGCAGUGGAGAUUCACACGUGGCGUGAUACGAUGAAGAUCUUCUCUCUAGCAAUACUGGUUAUUGGUUUAUUCUGUAGUUUAUUUAUUAGAGAUAACAAACCGUCAGAUUUCCACAGUUUAGACGAGGAAACGAUAAUAGACACCGAUAAAACUCACAAAAAUGUUGACGAAAAAAGUAGUGACGUGGGAGCUAUAAAUAAUGACGUAAUGGACGAAAAGACAUCAAUCAAAGAUGACGUCACUGACAAACAGGAUGAAACACGCGGGGUGAUGUCAUUAAAUAAUACGAUGGAGGGGCCGGAUGAAUGGCGCUGUUCGUGGUAUUUACUGUACGCUGUCACAAUCUGGAUAUUCGCCAUCUUUCUUUUAUCUUUCUCGAUUUAUAUACCAAAAGUCCACUUUAUCCAAUAUAUGCAUAGUUUAAAUAUUCACCCGGAAAUAGCCGCAUUGUGUAUGUCAAUAGAGGGACUUGGCGAGGCUAUCUUUAGUUUUCUUAUUUCAAUAUUGGGUGAUAAAAUAAGAAAGUAUGUGAUAUAUCUGUAUGCAGCUGGAUGUUGUGUUCUGUCUAUUUCCAGUAGUCUUUUAAUUUAUGCUACAACUUAUUACCAAGUGGCUGUCUAUUGUUUUGUGCAUGGUUCAAUGGAUGGUAUUAUGAUGAGUAUACUAUAUCCAGCUUUAUCACGACUUGUAUCAAAUAUUACGUUAAAACGUUAUAUAUGGGCGGCUACAUUUUUUGUUAACGGUGUAGGACAAAUUGCCGGAAUACCUUUAGCAGGUAUGGUGUAUGACGUCACGAAAUCUUAUAAUAUCGUCUUCUUCGUAGCGGCAGGUGUGUUUGGAUCAGCCGCCAUAUUGUUUCUGUUGCUAGCGCUAAAGACCAGAAACAGCCAGUAACCGGAAGUUGACUGUGAACGAACAGUCACAAAGAGCCAGUAAAUCUUGUAAAGAAACAGGGGUACAAAAACAUUUCAAUUCACAUAAAGUAAAUUAUUUCUAAAGAAUA
Patella vulgata (common limpet) is the source of this 2663-nucleotide messenger RNA. RefSeq names its product monocarboxylate transporter 14. NCBI's taxonomy places the organism in Eukaryota, Metazoa, Mollusca, Gastropoda, Patellidae. Bases 1145 to 2554 code for a protein of 469 amino acids. Gene Ontology annotation, molecular function: transmembrane transporter activity. The transcript has 9 exons. Gene Ontology annotation, biological process: transmembrane transport. The record is from RefSeq and is a predicted model, not a curated record.